AUGGCACACAAAGCCCUAGCGCUCAAAGAGGAAGGCAAUCUGUCCGUGACCCUACAAUUCACAAAUACCACCUCAGCUGACAUUGUCCACCCAGCUACUUCCAGAAUGGCAAGUUCAAAGAAGCAGAAGCAUGCUACACCCAAGCGUACGUCACGAGCCAUACUCUCCACGAACCAUCCUACUAUUCUUUCUACUACUAUCACCACUUGUCAAAAGCACGCUCACACACCCAUCCACAGCAUCCAAAGAGACCCCACCCAACCCCGCCUCUUCACAAACCGGGCCAUGACCCGCCUAAAACUCUCCCUCUACGAGCCCGUAAUCUCCGACUGUCUCCACACCAUUUCCCUUGACUCCUCUUCCUUAAAAGCCUACUACUACCUCUCCCAAGCCCAACUCGCUUUACACCACCCGAACGAAGCGCUCUCCUCCGCCCUGACCGCCUACGACUUUUGCAUCGCAUCCCACGACAAAAGCACGCAGAAUGUGAGUAAUCUGGUGCUGGCGUGCAAGAAGGCGAAAUGGGAGUACAGGGAAAGAGCGAGGAUAAGGGGACGGUCAGCGUUGUUGCGGGAGUUGGAAGAGGGGUUGGUGAGGGGCAUGGAAGGGAAUCUGGAGGUGUUGGAGCAGAGAGAGGGGGUCGGAGAGGUGGAGAGAGCGGAGGAAGCGGAGGAGGUGAAGAGGGUGUGGUGGGCGAAGGUGGAGGAGGUGAGGAGUGUGUUCGCGGUGGCGGAUCCGGGAAAUCUGGCGAGGAGGGAAGUUCCAGAUUAUUUGAUCGAUAAUGUCACGUUCAGUAUCAUGCACGAUCCGGUGAUUACGAAGACGGGCGUCUCGUAUGAUCGGUCGACGCUGGUGGAGCAUUUGAAGAGAAGUGAGAAAGAUCCUUUAACUGCUGAGCCUCUAAGAUGGGCGGACGUGAGGCCUAAUCGGGCAUUGAAGGCUGCGAGUGACGAGUUCUUGGAGAACAAUGGAUGGGCGGUUGACUGGUAA
This is a messenger RNA of Bacidia gigantensis, 990 nucleotides long. RefSeq lists its product as uncharacterized. NCBI's taxonomy places the organism in Eukaryota, Fungi, Ascomycota, Lecanoromycetes, Lecanorales, Ramalinaceae. The coding region runs from base 1 to 990 and encodes 329 amino acids. Gene Ontology annotation, biological process: proteasome-mediated ubiquitin-dependent protein catabolic process; positive regulation of proteolysis; protein polyubiquitination. Gene Ontology annotation, molecular function: ubiquitin protein ligase activity; protein-folding chaperone binding. Gene Ontology annotation, cellular component: cytoplasm. The record is from RefSeq and is a predicted model, not a curated record. The transcript has 2 exons.